Molecule: messenger RNA, 1182 nt
Organism: Drosophila persimilis
Lineage: Eukaryota; Metazoa; Arthropoda; Insecta; Diptera; Drosophilidae
Exons: 1
Coding region: 1-1182 (393 amino acids)
Source: RefSeq, a predicted model, not a curated record
AUGUCGAGUGUUGGCGUGAAGGUGACGCCGCUGAGGCACUUCAUCACCCGCAGCAGCUACGAAGGAGCUUGGAACAAGGAGGCGCACAUGAUGGAUGGCCUCGGCACCUAUCACUAUCCGGACGGAAGUGAGUAUCGCGGCCGCUUUCUUCACGGCAAGUUCCAUGGGUUCGGCCAGUUGCGCCUGGCGCAGCCCUAUCGCUUCACCAUCAAGGGUGUGUUCAACAACGGGAAACUGGUGAGCAUCGAGGACAUGUGCUUCCCCGAUGGACUCCAUGUCCAGGGCCAGUUCACUGCUCGGUUCACUGGAAUCGACUUUGACUCCUCGGACUGGGACUAUCUGACGCCCAAGGACCGACGCUACCAGUCCGAGCACCUGUACAGUCAGCCGCCCGUGGGUCCGACCGCCUAUGUGACGAACAGUCUAAGGUCACGCAUCGUGCCCAAGGACUGCUACGAUGUGGAGGAGGGAAUCUACAAUCCGCAGACCGGCUGGCUAACGGAUCGCCCACUGCCCUUCACCAGCAGCAUCUACGUUGGCUGUCCGAGGGACAAGGAAUGGAUCCUGCGCCACUGCCGUCAUGCUCACACGGAUGAAAUCCGCGAGCCAAUACCGUACUUCUGUCGCCAAAUCAUCGACAACAAUCUACAGACGGAGAUGUCCCAGCUCCCCAAGACUAUCAUCUAUGCGCCGAACUUCAGGAUGGAACGCAAGCACUACUACCACAAGCUGUGCAAGGAGAAGGGAAAGUCCAAGCCGAAGACAGACCCCUCAUCGAUGGCGUUUACUUGCAAUUAUAAUCCGAACUCCAAAGCCAGGGCCACGGAGCAGUGUCUCCGUGCCAACAAGGGGGUGGCGGAGAAGCGAGAACUAGAAGAUAUCAGAGACUUGCCAACGUAUCACUUCGAUGAGACUGAGACUGAGAACAUGACCAUAAGGGUGAAGCCCCGUCAGUGGACCAGCAGCUCGGAUGACCAGCGCGUGGACUCCGUCGGGCCAUCCAGCUGCCAGUCCGACAGCUUUGCCUCAGCGCCGAUCCCUCUGGACCCCACGGAGAACUACGACACGGUCAAGGUCAUGAUGAACAAGAAGACAAACACGGACUAUUUGAACGUGGUGCAAUCCAACAUGCUUCGUCGAUCGAGUUAUAUGGAAAUUUCACGUUCUCGCUUUCAGCUGUAA